AUGGACAACUUUAUCAGUACCGAUAUGCAAGAUCUGGUGAAGGCGUCGCACAGCUUGGAGGAUGCCAUCGCUCUCGUGGCAUUCACUCCUGAAGACUUGGGUGCAUACAUGCUUACAUCGGAUGAUCUGGACCGUUCGGUUGAUAUCCCAUUGGAAUCACUGUUUCCCUUCCUAGAAUUUCCUGCAGAGUCUUCCUGUCCGAGCAGACCGUCAUAUUUGUCGUCCAACAACUACUCUUCGCCUUUGAGCAGCGACGAGGAGGCGAUGCCCGAAGUCAACUCACAAAUCCCUGAAGACGAACAAGUUUCUCUCCCGUUCAUCUCGAAUCUUCCCAAGGAUUUCUUGAGCGGCGUUCAAGGAGGAGGAAUAAAGAAACAAAUCAAGCAAGCAUGCGUUGCUUGCAGGAAGAAGAAGCAAAGAUACGAGUGGAGGCGAAGGGGCCGGAGACCCCGCAAGCUGACAAUGGCAAACGAAUCGGAGUGA
This is a messenger RNA of Guillardia theta CCMP2712, 483 nucleotides long. RefSeq lists its product as hypothetical. The transcript has 2 exons. Bases 1 to 483 code for a protein of 160 amino acids. Lineage: Eukaryota; Cryptophyceae; Pyrenomonadales; Geminigeraceae. The record is from RefSeq and is a predicted model, not a curated record.